CGCCGCCUUCUUCUUAGAACGAUAACUAAGCUUAUAAAAGGCAAAGCAAGCAUGGGUUCUCCAUGAGCUCUCUCUCUCUCUCUCUCUCUCUCUCUCUCGUGCUCGCUCGCUGGGGUUCUCUUCUUGGUGAUCGAUGGAGAGGAAGGGAGACGUUGGAUCGAGAUCGGAAGAGGUAGUAAUGGCGGAGGAGGGGAAGAUCAAGAUCGGGGUAUGCGUCAUGGAAAAGAAGGUGAAAUGCGGACCAGAGGUUUUCUCGGCUCCCAUGGGCCAGAUUCUUGAGAGGCUGCAGGCGUUUGGAGAGUUUGAGGUUAUAUAUUUCGGAGACAAGGUUAUUCUCGAGGAACCAAUAGCAAACUGGCCGAUAUGUGAUUGCCUGAUUGCCUUCUAUUCAACGGGAUACCCACUCGAGAAGGCUGAGGAAUAUGCUGCUCUAAGAAAGCCAUUCUUGGUGAAUGAGUUGGAACCGCAACAUCUUCUCCAUGAUCGAAGGAAGGUUUAUGAGCGUCUUGAUAUGUUUGGAGUUCCUGUGCCAAAUUAUGCUCUUGUAAAUAGAGAAUACCCUUAUCAAGAACUGGAAUACUUUGUUGAGCAAGAAGAUUUUGUUGAGGUUCAUGGGAAGCGCUUUUGGAAACCGUUUGUGGAGAAACCUAUUGAUGGAGAUGAUCACAGUAUAAUGAUAUACUAUCCUAGUUCUGCUGGUGGAGGCAUGAAAGAAUUGUUUCGGAAGGUAGGAAAUAGGUCAAGUGAGUUCCAUCCAGAGGUUCGAAGAGUGAGACGUGAAGGCUCUUAUAUUUAUGAGGAGUUCAUGCCUACGGGGGGAACAGAUGUCAAGGUUUAUACUGUUGGUCCAGAAUAUGCACAUGCUGAAGCACGAAAGUCACCAGUUGUUGAUGGUGUUGUCAUGAGGAAUACUAAUGGGAAAGAAGUCAGGUAUCCUGUCUUGUUAACUCCCACUGAAAAACAAAUUGCAAGGGAUGUCUGUAUUGCAUUUCAGCAGCUGGUGUGUGGUUUUGACCUUUUACGAUGUGAAGGAAGGUCUUAUGUAUGCGAUGUGAAUGGGUGGAGUUUCGUAAAGAAUUCACACAAGUACUAUGAUGAUGCAGCUUGUGUAUUGAGGAAGAUGUUUCUUGAUGCUAAAGCCCCCCAUCUUUCAUCUAGCAUCCCUCCAAAUCUUCCAUGGAAAGUUAAUGAACCAGUCCAACCUACAGAGGGGCUAACACGACAGGGAAGUGGGAUUAUUGGCACGUUUGGGCAGUCAGAGGAGUUGCGCUGUGUUAUUGCAAUCAUUCGUCAUGGCGAUCGGACACCGAAGCAAAAGGUGAAGUUGAAAGUGACAGAAGAGAAACUGUUGAAUUUAAUGCUGAAAUACAAUGGUGGGGCAAGAGCUGAGACAAAGCUAAAAAGUGCUGUUCAGCUGCAAGACCUACUAGAUGCUACACGAAUACUUGUCCCUCGCUCUAGGUCUGGUCGUGAAAGUGAUAGUGAUGCAGAAGAACUAGAGCAUGCUGAGAAGCUUCGUCAAGUGAAAGCUGUGCUUGAGGAGGGUGGGCAUUUUUCAGGUAUAUACAGGAAGGUGCAACUGAAGCCACUUAAAUGGGUUAAAGUUUCAAAAAGUAAUGGUGAUGGCGAGGAAGAACGCCCAGUUGAGGCUUUGAUGGUUCUCAAAUAUGGAGGUGUUCUUACCCAUGCUGGAAGAAAGCAGGCAGAAGAGUUAGGAAGAUAUUUCAGGAACAAUAUGUAUCCAGGUGAAGGCACUGGCUUGCUUCGUCUUCAUAGUACUUACCGGCAUGACUUAAAGAUAUACAGUUCAGAUGAAGGGCGUGUUCAGAUGUCUGCUGCAGCUUUUGCCAAAGGCCUCCUUGAUUUGGAGGGACAAUUAACUCCAAUCCUGGUUUCCCUUGUCAGUAAAGACUCUUCUAUGUUGGAUGGACUUGAGAAUGCUAGUAUUGAAAUGGAAGAAGCAAAGGCUAGGUUGCAUGAAAUUAUAACUUCUGAGGGCAAGGUAUUGCAUAGCAAUGGAUCUGAGCAAUUCCCAUGGAUGGUUGAUGGUGCUGGCCUUCCCCCAAAUGCUUCUGAGUUUCUUCCUAAACUGGUCAAUCUGACAAAGAAGAUAACCGCACAAGUAAAACUACUUGCUGCUGAUGAAGAUGAGAAACUUGCAAUGAAAAGCUCUUAUGCUGUGUUGCCUCCCUAUGAUCAAGCAAAAGCUUUAGGGAAAACAACAAUUGACAUAGCUCGUAUUGCUGCAGGGUUACCUUGUGGUAGUGAGGGCUUUCUUUUAAUGUUUGCUCGCUGGAAGAAACUAGAGAGGGACCUGUAUAAUGAACGUAAAGGCCGGUUCGAUAUAACACAAAUUCCGGAUGUUUAUGAUUCUUGCAAGUAUGACCUUCUACACAAUGCUCAUCUAAACCUUGAAGGUCUGGAUGAGCUUUUCAAAGUUGCCCAGUUGCUUGCAGAUGGUGUUAUUCCCAACGAGUAUGGAAUUAAUCCAGAGCAAAAACUUAAAAUUGGAUCAAAGAUUGCGCGACGUUUGUUGGGGAAGAUUUUGAUUGAUUUGCGCAACACUAGGGAGGAAGCAAUUAGUGUUGCUGAGCUGAAGGCCAAUCAAGAUAAAAGUUCAAUGCCCUCAAAUCCAAGGAAGGAGGAGACAGAUCACCAACCAAGGCCUCUGAAUAAGAUUGAAGAUACCAGGAGAUCUAGUUUUACUAGUGAAAAGUCAAUAGAUCAAGAUGACGAUGAUGAUAAGGAAAUAAAAUACCGAUUAGAUCCAAAGUAUGCAAAUGUAAAAACACCAGAGCGGCAUGUUCGGACAAGGCUUUACUUUACAUCAGAAUCUCAUAUCCACUCUUUGAUGAAUGUGCUUCGCUAUUGUAAUAUGGAUGAAUCCCUUCAGGGAGAGGAGAGCCUUGUCUGUAAUAGUGCUUUGGAAAGGUUAUUCAAAACAAGAGAACUUGACUACAUGAGUUAUAUUGUCCUCAGAAUGUUUGAAAAUACAGAGGUGCCUCUAGAAGAUCCAAAGAGGUUCCGCAUAGAGAUGACAUUUAGCCGCGGUGCAGAUUUAAGUCCUCUUGAGAAUAAUGACAGUGAAGCUACUUUGCUGCAUCAAGAGCACACAUUACCCAUAAUGGGACCAGAGAGGUUGCAAGAAGUGGGAUCAUAUCUCACUUUGGAGAAGAUGGAAAAGAUGAUUCGUGCUUUUGCCAUGCCAGCUGAGGAUUUCCCACCACCGUCUAUCCCACAAGGCUUCUCCGGCUACUUCUCAAAAAGUGCUGGAGUUCUUGAGCGUUUGGUUAAUCUCUGGCGUUUUCAUAAGAACGGCACUGGCAAUGGCAAAUGAUUUAAAAUUAUAAUAAAUAAAUCUUCAGAUGCUUCCACAAAUUUGAGGUUUGAUUUUUGUGGAAGACUUAUUUCUUCUCGGGCAGCUGGGUUAAGGUUGGGCAUAUUAAUUCCUCAUGAAUCUUUCUGCUCAAGUGUGACUUUCAUGAGGAUUUAUUUAAUUAGAGCUCCAUUAAGAACCCACCCUUUUAACAUUUGACAUUUAGACAUUCUUGAAGUUUUGAUAUGAAGCAGCAAAGUGUACCGUACUUUUUCUCUUUU
Molecule: messenger RNA, 3597 nt
Organism: Dioscorea cayenensis subsp. rotundata (Guinea yam)
Lineage: Eukaryota; Viridiplantae; Streptophyta; Magnoliopsida; Dioscoreales; Dioscoreaceae
Product: inositol hexakisphosphate and diphosphoinositol-pentakisphosphate kinase VIP2-like
Biological process (GO): inositol metabolic process; inositol phosphate biosynthetic process
Molecular function (GO): inositol hexakisphosphate kinase activity; 5-diphosphoinositol pentakisphosphate 1-kinase activity; diphosphoinositol pentakisphosphate kinase activity
Source: RefSeq, a predicted model, not a curated record